UAAUUAAGAUAUAUACCUUUCUCUCUCCUUCAUAUCUUCCCUCUUUUCUCUAUCAACCAUCACAUUUUACCUGCCGUUUUCUCUCUUCUUCUACUUGACUUCCAAAAUGGAGAAGCUACCGAGUGUAAAACUUGAAAAAAGGUCACAAAAAACCAGCAAGAAAAACCCAGUUAAAGUUGUUUACAUCUCUAAUCCUAUGAAGAUCAAGGCUACCCCAUCUGAAUUCCGAGCAGUGGUGCAACAGUUUACCGGUAGAUACGCUAUCUCCCCACCACCAGGAGCACUUACCGGAGUUCCGGAGAGAGACCACGAAGUAGGUAGCCUCGGUGCUCAACAGAAGUGGCAACUUAUAAAUCGUGCGAGUAUUGAUGCACAGUUAACUGUUGCUGGAUCGGAUCCUUCUCAUGAAUCUGCUUGUCGAGAAGAUCAAGUCUCGGAUGAUUUGAUAAUUACGCCUCAGAUGCUUGAGAGUUUUUCCCCACUGUUCCCUAAUGACUUCGGAUCUUGAUCCAGUGAUCAUGUAUUAAUUCGUUUCAUAAAUUGUCAAGAAUAGUAAAUGGGUGUACGGUAAGUCUUUUUACCUGAUCUCGGAUGCUUUGAAGAUGUAUAUGUUCAUAUGUUGGUUAAAUAAGUUAAUAUGUCAUGAUCAAACUUAUAAGUGAAACGACAAUAAUAAGAGUUGAUUAUGCAAAUUUAAAGAUCUUAA
Messenger RNA from Lactuca sativa (garden lettuce), 706 nucleotides. It is a transcript of the gene SIB1, whose product is annotated as sigma factor binding protein 1. Lineage: Eukaryota; Viridiplantae; Streptophyta; Magnoliopsida; Asterales; Asteraceae. The record is from RefSeq and is a predicted model, not a curated record.